GUUCCAACUACUACGUGCGCAUCCUGAGCACCAUCGACCGCGAGCUGCUCAAGCCCAACGCCUCGGUGGCGCUGCACAAGCACAGCAACGCCCUGGUGGACGUGCUGCCCCCCGAGGCCGACAGCAGCAUCAUGAUGCUCACCUCAGACCAGAAGCCGGACGUGGUCUAUGCGGACAUCGGGGGCAUGGACAUCCAGAAGCAGGAGGUGCGCGAGGCCGUGGAGCUGCCCCUGACCCACUUCGAGCUCUACAAGCAGAUCGGCAUUGACCCCCCCCGGGGGGUGCUCAUGUACGGCCCCCCCGGCUGCGGGAAGACCAUGCUGGCCAAGGCCGUGGCCCACCACACCACAGCCGCCUUCAUCCGCGUGGUGGGCUCGGAGUUUGUGCAGAAGUACCUGGGCGAGGGCCCGCGCAUGGUCCGCGACGUCUUCCGCCUGGCCAAGGAGAACGCGCCGGCCAUCAUCUUCAUCGACGAGAUCGACGCCAUCGCCACCAAGCGCUUCGACGCCCAGACCGGCGCCGACCGCGAGGUCCAACGGAUCCUCCUGGAGCUCCUCAACCAGAUGGACGGCUUCGACCAGAACGUCAACGUCAAGGUGAUCAUGGCCACCAACCGUGCGGACACGCUGGACCCGGCCCUGCUGCGGCCCGGCCGCCUGGACCGUAAGAUCGAGUUCCCGCUGCCCGACCGGCGGCAGAAGCGCCUCAUCUUCUCCACCAUCACCGGCAAGAUGAACCUGUCCGAGGAGGUGGACCUGGAGGAUUACGUGGCGCGGCCGGACAAGAUCUCGGGGGCCGACAUCAACUCCAUCUGCCAGGAGGGUGGCAUGCUGGCGGUCAGGGAGAACAGGUACAUCGUGCUGGCCAAGGACUUUGAGAAGGCCUACAAAACCGUCAUCAAGAAGGACGAGCAGGAGCACGAGUUCUACAAGUGACACCUUGGGGACACCUUGGGGACACCUUGGGGACACCUUGGGGACACCUUGGGGACACCUGGAGGAACCCCCCGGGGGCACCUGGGGACGUUCAAAUAAAGCUGAGACCGGA
Agelaius phoeniceus (red-winged blackbird) is the source of this 1047-nucleotide messenger RNA. The record is from RefSeq and is a predicted model, not a curated record. Lineage: Eukaryota; Metazoa; Chordata; Aves; Passeriformes; Icteridae.